UUUCUGAUUGGAUCUCCUGUCAUCUCAUUCUAUAUUCCAUUUUCCUAUUCCCCAAAACACCAUUACAGGGUGGUUUAUUCACUUCAGUGCAUUCUCUCAGCUUCCCACCCAUUUCUUGUGCAAAAAUGGCAGCCACCAUUGCUACAACCGCCAUGCUCAAUGCCAAGAGCUUAACCACAGCCAAAGCGUCCAUUAACCCUGUCAAGCCAAAACCCAUCAUCUCACUUCUCUCCAUGAAAAACCUUCCCAAGGGACUCUCAGCCUGCAACACAGACAAGUCUGUUGUUUCAUCUGCCCUCACCGGAACAGCCCUGGCCGGGGCGAUCUUCUCCGCCCUGAGUGUGUCUGAGCCGGCUUUCGCCGCCCAGCAGAUAGCGGAGAUAGCUGCCGAUGGAGACAACCGUGGGCUGGCACUCUUGCUGCCCAUCAUCCCAGCCAUAGCUUGGGUGCUCUUCAACAUCCUCCAGCCUGCACUGAACCAGAUCAACAAAAUGAGGAGCACCAAGGGUGUGAUCAUCGGGCUCGGGCUUGGCGGCCUGACUGCCGCCCAGUUCAUUCACCCCUACGCCGCAUCAGCCGCCAGUGAAGUGGCGGCACUGGCCGAUGCUGCCAACGACAGCAGGGGCCAACUCUUGCUCAUUGUGGUCGCCCCGGCUCUGCUCUGGGUGGGUUACAACAUUUUGCAGCCUGCUCUGAACCAGCUCAACAGGAUGAGAUCAGAAUAAUAGUCCUGCUUUACAUGUACUUCUCAAGUAUUUUGUAUGUAUCAAAUAUCAAUCAACUUUUUCUUUUUUGAA
This is a messenger RNA of Ipomoea triloba (trilobed morning glory), 797 nucleotides long. Its product is annotated as photosystem II core complex proteins psbY, chloroplastic. NCBI's taxonomy places the organism in Eukaryota, Viridiplantae, Streptophyta, Magnoliopsida, Solanales, Convolvulaceae. The transcript has a single exon. Bases 126 to 725 code for a protein of 199 amino acids. Gene Ontology annotation, cellular component: chloroplast thylakoid; photosystem II; membrane. Gene Ontology annotation, biological process: cell redox homeostasis; photosynthesis. Gene Ontology annotation, molecular function: manganese ion binding. The record is from RefSeq and is a predicted model, not a curated record.